AUGGUGGCCGUCGACGAGAAACCGCCCCUUCCACGACAUGGCUCCGACCAUGGCCGCCCCGACUCGGUCGAUCUGAUACUCCGCAAGACUCAGUACCUGUACGCCCUGGUCUUGCUCGUCACCUUUAUCGCCGGUGCGGCUUGGUACAGCGUGUACAAUGCCAAGAAGGCCGAGGAUCAUGCCCAACCAGUUGUCAAGGGCCCCGGCGGAAAACCCCUGCCCGUAACCAAGCGCAAGAAGCGUGACGAUGGCGAGCGUAAAAUCGGGCCUCGUUUCGGCCGAACUGCGAAAAACGUCUUUCGAUACCUCGCCUGCGUCGUCUUCCUGACCUACAUCGCCAGCAGCGUCUCCAUGUUCCGCCAUGCCUUUUGGUACGAGAACCCGUAUAAGUGGUCAAAGGAAGGGCUCCCCUGGGCUGGGGAAUGGACUGUGGUUCAUGUCACGGGAUCCACCUUCUUCUACCUCUACAUCGUCUUCUCGCUCUUCGACUGGCGCAAAGGUCCCAACAUUGUCCAUCUGGCAGUGUGGAUUCUCGGGCUCGCAGGCGAGAUUGUUUUGUGCACGGCCACGUUUGUCGCCGCCGCCAAUUGCCACUUUGCGCGCUCGACUCGAAUCCAAGAUGCCCCGGAAGCAGGCCGCUGCGUCGAUUACUGGACGAGGAUUGACCUGAUCCUGUACUUUGUGAGAGCCCUGCACCUCCUGGCGCUCAUUUCGCUCUUUUUCGUCGCCUGGGUUUGCAAAGUCCGUCGCACACACGACCCCGUCGAGGACGGCUACGAAUCGCAAACCAGCCAAGCACACGACGGUCAUGCUCCGGCCCAGACGGAGCGCCGGCGCCGGCAAUCGACAUCGAACCCCAGCAACCCCAAGCCGACGGGCAAAGGCGCCCCCGGUAGAGACGAGCCGGCAGCCUUUUACCGUCCCAGCAAGCUCCCCCAGAGGACCUGGUGGGAGUAUCUCAGGGGAUACUCGCUGUUCUUUCCUUACCUGUGGCCUAAGGAUACCCUGGUUCUGCAGGUGCAUGCUCUGAUUUGCUUCGGGCUGGUCAUCUUGCAGAGACUGGUCAACGUGGCAGUCCCGUACCAAAUUGGGCGUGUCGUCAACAGCCUCGAGGACGCAAUCAAGGACGUCCAGCAAGGUGGAUCCCUGACAAUGGACAAAUUUCCUCUCAAGGCCUUUGCCCUGCUCGGGGCACUCUGGAUUCUUCAGGGGCAGUCUGGGCUGCUGGGAUCCUUGAGGUCUCUACUUUGGAUCCCCGUUUCGCAGUAUUCCUAUCGAGGCUUGACGACUGCUUCCUUUAACCACGUCCACUCGCUCAGCCUUGAUUUCCACCUGUCGAAGCGCACUGGUGAGGUCCUCUCGGCCCUCAACAAGGGGUCUGCCAUCAACCAGUUCCUCGAGCAGGUCACCUUUCAAGUCGUCCCGAUGCUAUUUGACCUGUUCCUGUCCAUAUCCGUCUUUUACUACCAGUACGGGCCCCUGUACGCUGAGAUCAAUCUGGUGGACACGUGCUGGUAUCUGUACAUGACCAUCAAAAUGGCGUCGACGAGGGCAGAUCAGAGGCGCGAGAUGACCAACGCCGACCGCGAAGAAGAGGCCGUCAAGAAUGAUUCCAUUUCCAGCUAUGAGACGGUCAAGUAUUUCAACGCGGAAGAAUACGAGUCAAGCCGAUACCGAGACAGGGUGGCGGCCUUCCAGUCGGCCGAGGCCAAGGUACAGAUGGGCAUGGUCAUGAUGAACAUUUGCCAGACUCUGGUAUUCAACCUGGGCAGGAUUGUCGUGGCUGUCGUCUGUGGAUGGCAGGUCGCGGUGGGCAUGCGAAGGACGGGUGACUGGUUCACGAUGGUGUCCUACUUGACGCAGCUGCAGGGCCCGCUCAACUUCUUCGGCACAUUUUAUCGAACUGUCCAGCAGGCCAUGAUCUCGGGCGAGCGACUCUUGGAACUCUUCAAGAUCCAGCCCACGGUGGUCGAUACGCCUCACGCGGUUCCGCUCGAAGGGUUCAGCGGCCGCAUCCGGUGGAACAACGUCAGCUUCGCCUACGAUCGGCGCAAGCCGGCCCUGCGCAACAUCAGCUUCGAGUGCGCGCCGGGCACCACGACGGCCUUCGUCGGCGAGUCGGGCGGCGGCAAGUCCACGCUGUUUCGUCACAUGUUUCGCUACUAUGACUGCGACGAGGGCAGCAUCGAGCUUGACGGCAAGAAUGUUAAGGAUCUCACCAUCAGCUCUGUGCGGAGCCACAUUGGCGUUGUUCCCCAGGACACGAGCCUCUUCAACGAGUCGUUGAUGUACAACCUCAAGUACGCCAAUCCCAAGGCCACCGACGAGGAAGUGUACCAGGCGUGCGCCGCGGCAAGCAUCCACGAUCGGAUCAUGACGUUCCCGGACAAGUACGAGACUCAGGUCGGGGAGAGGGGCUUGCGGCUCAGCGGCGGCGAGAAACAGCGCGUCGCGAUUGCCCGCACCAUACUCAAGGACCCUCGAAUCAUCAUGCUGGAUGAGGCCACGUCGGCUCUGGACACACACACCGAGCAGGAGAUACAAGACAACGUGUGGAAGAUUGGCAAGGGGCGCACCUUGCUCGUCAUUGCGCAUCGUCUGUCCACCAUCACACACGCGGACCAGAUCAUCGUCCUGCACGCCGGGGAGGUUGUGGAAAAGGGCACGCACGACGAGCUUCUCGACGCCCGGGGACGCUACGCUUCCAUGUGGGAGAAGCAAAUACGGGCGGAGAGGGCCCUGGAUAAAGCAAGAGAGGCUACUAUCAAAGCGACAAAGGCAAUGAAACGGGCUAACAUGGGGGCCAAGAACGGCACGGCUGAAGAGCACACGGACGACUACCACACCCUGGGGUCCUCGGGCACCCUGUCGGACAAUGACACGGCAAAGAGCAAAGGAGAAGAAGACUGCUCUUCUUCGUCGUCGCCCUCGUCGGCUUCCUCGGACGUCGAGUCUGCACACGAAGACGAACGCUUAGCCGAACAGCGAUCGAACACCGAAGCAGCCGGUGCAGACGACCGUUCCGGAGUACGUCGAUAG
Molecule: messenger RNA, 3039 nt
Organism: Hirsutella rhossiliensis
Lineage: Eukaryota; Fungi; Ascomycota; Sordariomycetes; Hypocreales; Ophiocordycipitaceae
Product: ABC transporter domain-containing protein
Exons: 4
Coding region: 1-3039 (1012 amino acids)
Biological process (GO): transmembrane transport
Cellular component (GO): membrane
Molecular function (GO): ABC-type transporter activity; ATP binding; ATP hydrolysis activity
Source: RefSeq, a predicted model, not a curated record